UGGGAUUUUCGUGCAUUCAAUAUGGAAGAGAAAAGAGCCGAUAAUGUCUGGAUUUUCCUUGCCGCCAUUGUGGUGCCGAACCUUGGUGGUUGGGUCGGCUUUUCCUUCUGGACGGAAAAUGAACAGUUUGAGAAUCGCAUCGGUCAUCCAUCAUGGAGGUUUCCAAAUUGGAUAUUCCCCAUAGUUUGGACGGUAAUGUACACGCUGAUGGGAAUUGCGUCGUAUUACGUGUGGAAGGAAGGACAGGAUAGGAAAAAGCUCUGGAUACCUUUCGCAGCGUACACUUGUCAACUGAUCGUCAACUGGUUUUGGACCCCGCUCUUUUUUAUCUGGGUUUUAGUACUUGCGGCCCUGAUCAAUAUCGUUAUCCUGUGGGUCAUAGUCUUCGUUACGAUCGUUCUAUUCUACAGGGUAACAAGGAAGGCAGCGCUUUUCAUGAUACCUUAUCUCGUUUGGGUCACGAUUCUCAUAGCGCAAACUUCGCACUACCAUUACAUGAACCCGGAACUAUGAGCCAUUUAUUAAUUGUGUAAUUUAUACCGUACCGUUGGCAUAUUUUUUAAUGCUUAAUACAUAUCACACGAAUAUGAAUCAGUAUGCCAGACUAAUUUUUGAUAUGAUAAUAAUGUGUAAUGCGAGAGAAUAAAUUUGAGGUAAUGCAAUACCAGUUGAAACCUGUCUUUAUAAUAUUAUUCUUUAAAAAUUAUUGAUAUUACCCGUCUCACGUGCAC
Molecule: messenger RNA, 731 nt
Organism: Neodiprion virginianus
Lineage: Eukaryota; Metazoa; Arthropoda; Insecta; Hymenoptera; Diprionidae
Product: tryptophan-rich protein TspO-like
Exons: 3
Coding region: 22-513 (163 amino acids)
Cellular component (GO): membrane
Source: RefSeq, a predicted model, not a curated record